GUACCAGUUUAUUUCCUAAUCGGGUUUAGGGUUUCUGCGUGGCUCAGGCUAUACUCUAUAGGUGUUUUAAAGCGGCUUGUUCAUUCUGCGUCUCUCCUUCUCUGAUCUCUCUCUUUCCGCUGCUCUUGGUCUCCCUCCUAGCAUCUUAAAGCAGCAUCAAUGGCGGUUACCUUUUCAGAUCUACACACAGAGCAGGGUGUCAAAUCCGUGGAGGAGCACCUCGUCGGAAAAACUUACGUCUCAGGUGAUCAAUUGUCUGUAGAUGAUGUGAAGGUAUACGCUGCAGUUGUUGAGAAACCCAGCGAUGCAUUCCCUAAUGCUAGCAGGUGGUACGAUUGCGUGGCUUCUCACCUUGCUAAAAGUUUCCCCGGUAAAGCUCUCGGAGUAAGAUUCGGUGGCUCUGCUGCUCCUGCUCCAGCUGCUCAGGCUGAGGCACCUGCAGCUGCAGCAGCUGAUGAUGAUGAUGACAUGGAUCUGUUUGGUGACGAGACCGAGGAGGAAAAGAAAGCUGCAGAGGAGAGGGAGGCUGCUAAGAAGGACACCAAGAAGCCCAAAGAGAGUGGAAAGUCCUCUGUACUCAUGGAAGUAAAGCCAUGGGAUGAUGAGACCGACAUGAAGAAACUGGAGGAGGCUGUUCGCAGUGUUGAGAUGCCUGGUCUUUUGUGGGGAGCUUCAAAACUGGUACCAGUUGGUUACGGGAUCAAGAAACUAACGAUCAUGCUCACCAUUGUUGAUGACCUCGUGUCCCCUGACAACCUCAUUGAGGACUACCUCACCUCAGAGCCUAACAACGAGUACAUCCAGAGUGUUGACAUCGUCGCAUUCAACAAGAUAUAGAGACUUUAAACCUCUCUCCCUACCAUAAGAUACUUGAUUUUCUUUCCAAGUUUUGUUCUUCUGUGCUGUUUGCUGAGAUGUUUAUUUUCUAGUUGCAAGACUUCUUUCAUGUUACAAGAAACAUAAACUAUCAAUGCUUAUUAUUAUUUCCUUUGCA
Eutrema salsugineum is the source of this 994-nucleotide messenger RNA. RefSeq names its product elongation factor 1-beta 2. Lineage: Eukaryota; Viridiplantae; Streptophyta; Magnoliopsida; Brassicales; Brassicaceae. The coding region runs from base 160 to 837 and encodes 225 amino acids. Gene Ontology annotation, biological process: translational elongation. Gene Ontology annotation, cellular component: cytosol; eukaryotic translation elongation factor 1 complex. The transcript is spliced from 6 exons. Gene Ontology annotation, molecular function: translation elongation factor activity; guanyl-nucleotide exchange factor activity. The record is from RefSeq and is a predicted model, not a curated record.